AUGAAUGUUCAAAUGACAAUAGCUAAUUUUAUGGUUAAAACAACAAAAACAUUAACACGAUUAAAUCGAAUGAUGCCAUUACAAGAUUUUCAAAAUACAAUACAAAUGUUUGAUCAAAAUAUGACAGCAAAUAAUACUAAACAAGAAAUGAUGAAUGAUGCAAUGGAUUCUGUAUUCGAAGGAGAAGACGACGAGGACGCAACUGAAGAACUUGUUAAUCAAGUAAUUGAUGAAUUUAAUAUAGAUGUGGCUAAUCAGAUACCUCAUGCACCACAAGCAAUAUCUACAGUUGAUGCUCGUUUAGAGGCUCGUCUAAAUGUUUUACAUGAAAUAUAA
Adineta steineri is the source of this 336-nucleotide messenger RNA. NCBI's taxonomy places the organism in Eukaryota, Metazoa, Rotifera, Eurotatoria, Adinetida, Adinetidae. The record is from the annotation of a GenBank genome assembly.